Molecule: messenger RNA, 612 nt
Organism: Gamsiella multidivaricata
Lineage: Eukaryota; Fungi; Mortierellomycota; Mortierellomycetes; Mortierellales; Mortierellaceae
Exons: 4
Coding region: 1-612 (203 amino acids)
Source: RefSeq, a predicted model, not a curated record
AUGAACGAUGCUCACCGGAUUGUCGAGCGAGAGAUACUGAAGCUUGAGACCCAGAUGAGCUUGGUUUUUUGCCUGGACGGCCUUCCUUCGGAAGAAAAAGGACCCACUCAAGUGCACCGAGAGAACCUUCGCAAGAAAGUUGUUGAACGCGCCGACAAAUGUCUGCGUGAGCUCGAAGUUCGCGUGGAUAAAAAGCUUCGUGCCCGGAAAUACCAGUUCAUCGACAUCAGAAAACACAUGGACUCGGCCUUCUAUUGCGUUUAUGCGACUUUAGGUCCAGUUUACAGUACUUGGUGUCGUAUCAAAAACGACUACAACCGCAACAUACCUUCUCUCGGAAGCGCUAUCGUCUACAAAAUCAUCAAAGGGCUGGAUGAAGAAGACGCUGCGAAGUUGGCGAAGCAUUAUUUGGCACACAAUCAAGUCAUGCGCAAGAAUACUGCCCAAGAGAUGUUUGUCACUUCGCAGAAGGUUUUUGUGAACCUUUUACAGACUCCUGUGCAGAUUGGCUCACUCCCUUCGUCCUCAGCUGCUGCCAUGACCUAUGACAGUCUUCGGAAGCAGUUCGAUUGGUUUCUGGUCGAGAAAUCGACCACAUUUUUCUGGGCAUAA